Molecule: messenger RNA, 1148 nt
Organism: Fusarium redolens
Lineage: Eukaryota; Fungi; Ascomycota; Sordariomycetes; Hypocreales; Nectriaceae
Product: nitrilase
Exons: 1
Coding region: 45-1148 (367 amino acids)
Molecular function (GO): catalytic activity
Source: RefSeq, a predicted model, not a curated record
CUCAUGUUCUUGCCAUUAUCAUCACUAUUAACGUCAAGACAGCCAUGAGUUCGAUCAUCCGAGUGGCUGCUUGCCACGCCUCUCCCAUUUUUCUCUCAGCAAGAGACACGACAAAUAAAGCAAUUUCUCUGAUCAAGCAAGCCGCUAGUAACAAGGCAAAUGUCGUUGUGUUUCCCGAAACCUUCAUCCCAGCAUUCCCCGUCUGGAGCUCUCUACGAUCGCCACCUGAGAACCAUGAUCUCUUCAAGCGCAUGGCAUUGGAGUCUGUGCUUGCCGAUGGCGAGGAAAUUCAGGCCAUCCGAUCAGCCGCAACUGAGGCAAACAUUACCGUCAGCAUCGGCAUCUCUGAAAAAGUUCGAACCAGCAGCGCGACUCUGUAUAACUCCAACCUGAUCAUUGGCGAAUGUGGUGAUAUUCUGGUGCAUCAUCGCAAACUUAUGCCGACCUUCUUUGAGAAGCUUACUUGGGCACCUGGCGAUGGGUUUGGACUACGAGUCGCCGAGACAGCAUUCGGCAAGAUCGGAAACCUGAUAUGCGGCGAGAAUACCAACCCCCUCGCGAGGUAUACCCUUAUGGCCCAAGGCGAGCAAGUUCACAUUUCAACAUGGCCGGCGAUAUGGCCUACUCGCCUUCCAGGGAAAACACGAGCUGUCGACGAUCAACAAGAACAAUCCACCCUGCGAGGGUCAAGCUCGUCGCGUCAGGCCAACUAUGACAACAUCGCCGCCAACAGAACCAGAGCGGCGGCGCACAGCUUUGAAGCCAAAUGCUUUGGCGUUCUAUGCUCGGGAUAUCUCAAUUCCGACGCUGUGGACACCCUUGUAUCGGGUGCUCUGAACCCAGAUGUUGUAUCAGAAGCUCUCCAACAAGCACAACAGGGUGCCACCAUGUUUUUGGACCCUACUGGCGCUCUAUUGCAAGGUUUCACGGUUGAUCCAAACACGCAAAAAGAGGAAGGUCGAGAUUAUUUGCAGACUGAAGAAGGAAUCCUGUAUGCUGAUAUGGACUUGCAUGACUGCAUCGAAGGAAAACAAUAUCAUGACGUCGUGGGAGGCUAUCAAAGGUUUGAUGUCUUUGAUCUGACUGUUGACAGAUCACGUCGUAACCCUGUGAGGUUCACGAAAGAGGAUACGCAGCAGGAUAAUUAG